Pseudoliparis swirei is the source of this 1038-nucleotide messenger RNA. It is a transcript of the gene mad2l1, whose product is annotated as MAD2 mitotic arrest deficient-like 1 (yeast). The transcript has 5 exons. The coding region runs from base 83 to 691 and encodes 202 amino acids. NCBI's taxonomy places the organism in Eukaryota, Metazoa, Chordata, Actinopteri, Perciformes, Liparidae. Gene Ontology annotation, cellular component: kinetochore; cytoplasm; nucleoplasm. Gene Ontology annotation, biological process: mitotic spindle assembly checkpoint signaling. The record is from RefSeq and is a predicted model, not a curated record.
GGGUAGUUGAACCUGAGACGGGAACAAAAAUAAAAAAGUUCAACAGAAGUUCUUUUAUCAAUAAUUUCACUAGAUAUUGAAGAUGACGAGCACAUUGAAAGGGAUUACUCUCAAGGGAAGCGCCGAGCUGGUGGCCGAGUUCUUCUCUUUUGGCAUCAACAGCAUCCUAUACCAGCGGGGCAUCUAUCCUCCAGAGACUUUCACCAGAGUGACCCAAUACGACAUGAGCCUUCACCUCACCACUGAUGCAAAACUGAAGACCUACCUGGCAAAUGUCGUGUCGCAGCUCAAAGAGUGGCUGUUUGAGUGCUCCGUGCAGAAGUUUGUGUUGGUCAUCACAUGUCUGGAAACCCACCAGGUGCUGGAGAGAUGGCAGUUUGACAUCGAGUGUGACAAGUCAGCCAAGGAAAUCAGUGCUCCCAGAGAGAAGUCCAUUAAGUCCAUCCAGGAUGAGAUCCGCUCAGUCAUCAGGCAGGUCACCGCCACAGUGACCUUUCUGCCACUGCUGGAGACGCCGUGUGCAUUUGACCUCCUUGUCUACACAGACAAAGGCCUGAUGGUUCCUGAGAAGUGGGAAGAGUCUGGUCCUCAGAUCAUCGACCAAUCGGAGGAGGUGCGUUUACGUUCGUUCACCACCUCUAUCCACAAGGUGAACAGCAUGGUGGCGUACAAGAGGACCGACUCCGCUUAGACUUCUAGACCACAGUGCCCCCUCCUCCCUGUGAGCUGUAUAUACACCACCAAGCACCAAUAGUAGAGUCUAGGGUGCCCUGUCCAACCUUACUGUCUUCUUUACCUGGAGACCCGCCAUUGUUUUCUGAUCUUCACAUUGUUUCACUUGACAGCACCUGGUUCUGUCUACACUGAUGUAAAUAGUUGUUUCAUUAGCUGUGAUCUGUCUGUAAGAAACCGCUGUCUCUUGUUCUUGGUAGUGCCUUCCCUUUCUCCCAGAUGGUCAACGUCGGUUUUAGAAGCUCGUGUUUAUAUGUUAAUCUUUUUUUAACAUGUCAUGAAUAAAAAACGUCUUUCACAAAGGUU